AUGGUUUAUCUGAGGAACAAAAUUAUGCGUGGCUGCGAUGAUUUGCCUGACUAUAUUCCCACCGCUGAUGUUUUCGGAACAAGCCCUGAUCAACUCCCUUUCAUCUGGAAUUUUGGUUGCGAUUCUUCAAUUGCAUAUAGGUGCGAGUAUAGCACUGGAGAGAAAUGGUUUUGUUAUACCGUAGAGCCAAAUGACAAUGUGUUCACUGGAGAUGGUUAUUGGACGACUACAUCUGAAGAAGCUAUCUACAUUGAUGGUCAAGUAGAUGGCUACAAGAAAGAAUUCAUCUAUUAUUGUGGAAUGGAACGUCCUGGGGAAAGUACCAAUUGGUACAUACACCAAUUCAGGCUAAAUCCAGACGUGUAUAUAGUAAAUGAUGUUGGCAAUAAUGUUGAAUAUAAGAUAUCUAUUGUUGUAGCCUACAUGGAAUUCCGUAAGGAAACUGUUGUCCAAUCGAAUCUCUGA
Coffea arabica (coffee) is the source of this 465-nucleotide messenger RNA. RefSeq names its product transcription factor JUNGBRUNNEN 1-like. Gene Ontology annotation, molecular function: DNA binding. The record is from RefSeq and is a predicted model, not a curated record. Gene Ontology annotation, biological process: regulation of DNA-templated transcription. Lineage: Eukaryota; Viridiplantae; Streptophyta; Magnoliopsida; Gentianales; Rubiaceae.